This is a messenger RNA of Pseudoliparis swirei, 3334 nucleotides long. It is a transcript of the gene fgf13a, whose product is annotated as fibroblast growth factor 13a. Gene Ontology annotation, cellular component: cytoplasm. The transcript has 6 exons. Gene Ontology annotation, molecular function: fibroblast growth factor receptor binding; growth factor activity. The record is from RefSeq and is a predicted model, not a curated record. Gene Ontology annotation, biological process: animal organ morphogenesis; fibroblast growth factor receptor signaling pathway; regulation of cell migration. NCBI's taxonomy places the organism in Eukaryota, Metazoa, Chordata, Actinopteri, Perciformes, Liparidae. The coding region runs from base 906 to 1508 and encodes 200 amino acids.
CUUUCUCUAUACAUCUAACAAACCGCAACAUCAAUUAAGCCUCAGCUUAACUUUUCUGCACUUUCUAACCUGCAGCUAGCGGUUCGUUGUAACCGACAUCUCGCGCACGUCAUACACCGCGAUGGAACAGCCCCUCCAUCACACGGGGGCUCAAUGCGCGAGCUGUGUGUGAAUGAGAUGACGCAUCGCUCUGCGAAGGCAACUGAUUGAGAGCAAGAUGGUGCGCACGGUGCCGCGCAGCCUCCUGCUUUAAUUCCUCGCCGCGUCCACAACACAGCGCGCACACACCGACCGCACGCACACGCUCACGCACACACGCACGCGAUCGGCGCUGGUUUUCACCUCAGCGGCGCAACUGAAGUCAGAGAAGCAAAUGUCCACGGUGUGAAUUGGCGCUGUGACGGCGGGAGCGCGCGCUCACGUCGGGGAUCCUGUUGAUUCGAGGAGCAGCUCAUCAGUGGAAGAGCCUCAGACAAGAAACGCUGGUCGCUCAAGCUCCACUGGUGACAUAUCCCGAGGGUUGCUUUCACAUUCAGGACGGCUCAGUGUUUUGACUUCUAUUUUCUUUUUCUUCUUCUUUCUUUCCAACGUUGAUUGAAGAGCUCUGGGAAGAAGGAAAACAAACAAAAAACAACAACAACAACCUGCGCCUCAUUUCUCGGCUGUUUGCUCUUCUCCUUUGUCACAGUGCAGCAGGUCGUGAUUUUUGUAUGCAACAUAAUUGGAUUCGUGGUGGGAGCAUUUCUUUCAUCAAUGUGCAUUGAUGUAGCAGAAAGCGUGGAGGAGAUAAGAACCCUUAUCUCGGCACCUGGAACCUGUGGUGAGGAUUUCACUGAGGACAGUCGGCAACUCAAAGGAUUUCGAUUCUUGUCUAAAUCGGGAAUUACACAUCCAAACUGGGAUCUAUGAGCGGAAAAGUGGCGAAGCCUAAAGAAGACAAGGAUGCUUCCAAGGAGCCCCAGCUAAAGGGGAUCGUGACAAAGCUGUACAGUCGACAAGGUUUCCACCUGCAGCUGCAGGCGGAUGGAACCAUUGAUGGAACGAAGGAGGAGGACAACGGUUACACCGUGUUCAACCUCAUUCCAGUGGGGCUGCGAGUGGUGGCCAUCCAGGGGGUGCAAACCAAACUCUAUCUGGCUAUGAACAGCGAGGGCUACCUGUACACAUCGGAACACUUUACGCCAGAGUGCAAAUUCAAGGAGUCGGUGUUCGAGAACUAUUAUGUUACAUACUCCUCCAUGAUAUACCGGCAGCAACAAUCGGGCAGGGGCUGGUACCUCGGUCUGAACAAGGAAGGAGAAAUCAUGAAGGGGAACCAUGUCAAAAAGAACAAGCCAGCAGCUCACUUCCUUCCCAAACCUCUCAAAGUUGCAAUGUACAGAGAGCCAUCCCUCCAUGACCUGACAGAGUUCUCCCGGUCCGGCAGCGGCACACCCACCAAGAGUCGGAGUGCCUCUGCUGUGCUCAACGGAGGAGGCAAAGCCGUGAGCCAGAAUGAGUCGUCGUAGCCCGGCAGCCGAAACCCAGGCCUUGGGGCCGAACCACGAAACCUUACCUCCAGCAGAGCACGAAUACAAGCAGACUCAUCUCACCGAUCAGCGGUCCUGGACUAGCUACGACAACAAACCACACACAAACACGCAGACACAAUUAACAACUAACAGUUAGGUACCAUCCUGGUCGGUCAUCAUCAAAAAAAAAAUCAUCAAUAGUAAGAAAGUUAACAGCACAUAAACCAUUCUGAACAUUCAAAAAACAAAUACAAUGUUUGUUUGUGUUUAUCUAUUACCUUGAUCACUCUUUUUUGGUGAUGAUCGCGUACCAGUUAGCUCAUCUUUAUCUUGUUUUAUUCUUCCUGUGGACAAUAACUUUUCUUGGGUCAUUUAGACAAAAGCACGUAUGCAUCUGUCAGCCAGGGACAGGAAGUUAGACAUGCUGGCAUUCAGGGCUGCCAGUAAUAGUACUGGUCUCCAGGCUGCAGUGGUACAGUACAAGCCCUGAUCUGUCUCAUCCAUGCUUCUGUGAAUACAAAGCCUAUAAACUCCCUGGUGUGGCACAGCCUAGCGCUGCUGGGACGGUGGCCAGCCAGACGGUAGCUCUCUUGCGCCCUAGUGCACACGCUCAGAGACUGAGCUCUCUAGCAUGGGGAAAUGAAGCCUAUGUUCAGCUGACCUGAAAUAUAAGGGACAGUGUGGCUCUUGCAUUUCUUUUUUUUUAAAGAAAUGCCACAGCUGCAUCUUGAUUUUUGCAAAUUUUCUGAAUUAGCCAAGAGCUUUUUAUUUGAUAACUGGUUUUCUUUCUGUCCCCUCUUGUUCUCUUCCCCUUACCAUUGUUCAGUAUUUGUAUUUUUGUUGCUGUUACAUCAUUAAAAGGGGUUCCAGCAAACCAAAGACAGAACGAAAGAGUGUCCCUUUAAGCCGCUGAGAACCAAGUCAGUAUAAAGGCUGGAAUUGUUUUUUCCAUUGUACAUUUUUGAAGAAGGAAAGCAAAGUUUUCGUGAAAAAAAGGAAAAAACGGACAAAGGAAGUGAUUUUAAACACUUUGGAAUUGGCAGCGUGCUUGAUGUUGUGCUUUUUGCUGAUAUGCUCGAUGGCCGAGGAUUGAAACAACUAUUCUGUGUUCCCAUUCCCUUCUGUUACCACUGUGUCACAAUGUCGCCGUCUUUUGUCUUCGUGAUCCGUUUCUUCUCUCUGUGCUUGCGUCAUACUUCCACUCCCCCACCAUCCUUUUUGUCAACUUCUAUUGUGACAGCUCACCAUAGGAAUAUGGUGCAAGCCCCUUACCAGGACGCUUGUUAUGUGUUUGAGUAUCUUAUUGUGGUGACAAUUUUUUCUAUAUUUAAAAAAAAGAAUACUGUGGACUUUUAGGUGGCGUAACAUUUUAUAGGACACGUCAUAUUUGUAAAAGUGAAGAAAAAAAAGAAAAAUAACACACACAAAUGAACAUCUUCCCUUUCUUGCACAGAGCAUGUCCAAACACACUUGUGUACAAAACGGACCCUUUUUGUGGGCUAGGUACUCUUCCCUUCAGCUACAUAACUUCUUUCUGGUACAUGCUUCUGGGAGGCUUUCUUUUCUUAGUUUCCUCCAGAGGUGGUUUGUAUUAGAUGAAACUAUCUGUUGCAUGGGACAAAGCAGGGACAUUCUGGUAUAGAGCUGCAUGAUGUAGGCUAUGUGUAUUAACCCAUGUUGGAUCAUGUGUUCCAAACUACCAGGCUAAAACAACAUUUAUAGGCGGACAUUGUGGCUGCCUGGUAACUUCCACUUGUUUAUUAUUUGUUGUAUACACAAAAAUGCACUGAAUAAAAUGUUUAUAAUAAGAUAUAAUUUUAAAA